AUGACACAGGGAUCUUUGAAUGGGAACUCUAAUGGACAGAAAGAAGUAAGGAAGCUUCGAUCGAAAGAAGCUCCUAAAGUGAAUACUUCAUUAUUUAACUAUGAAGAAAAUCCAGAAUCAAUAGAUGGUGAUGCACAAAUCAAAAUAAGUCAUGAUAAUCUCGAGGAAUGUGAAGUAUUAAAAACUGAUUUCACCAUUGAAAAAUCAAGUGUUUCAUUUGUUACUGAUUUAAAAUUGAUUGAUGAUGAUUUAGAUGAUCAAAAUAAUGGUAAUGGCGGUGGUACCAAGAAGAAGAGAAAAUUAAGGAAAUCUACAACUUCUACAACAAGAACUUUGAAACCUGAUCCAUUGAUUGAUGAAUUAUACCAUCCAUAUAAUAAAAGAAUGGAAAAAGAAGAGAAAAAAAUGAUUAAUUGGGAAAGAGAAAAAAUUUAUUCAGAAGCUGAUAAAAUGAAGUCACAAUUAGAAAAAUUACAACAAAAUAAUUGGAGUAGGAUAUUACCAACUAUUACAUAUAUAAGAGAUCCAAGAGAUCAAGUUGAACUAGAACAGAAAAAACAAUGGACAAUUGAAUCACUUACCUUGUUAUUGGAAAGAUUUGAACAUUGGAAAAAACUUGAAGAUAAAGUGUUGGGUAGAAUUCGAGCAUCAUCACCCGUGUAUAAAAAUGAUCAAUUCAGAUUUUAUUCUUCCACUGUUGAUAAAGAAUUAUUGGAAGAAAGUGAUACAGAUGAAGAAGAAGAUAAUAAGACAUUAGAAGAGAUUAAAACCCAUAGAAUGAGGAAGAAAAUCCGUAAAUAUGGUCCAAUAAUUAAAUUAAAAUUUGAUGAUAAAGUUAUAAUUGCAGAACCUUUUAAAUCAACAAGAAUUGAGAAACAAUAA
Molecule: messenger RNA, 882 nt
Organism: Hansenula ciferrii
Lineage: Eukaryota; Fungi; Ascomycota; Saccharomycetes; Phaffomycetales; Wickerhamomycetaceae
Gene: SAS4
Product: Sas4p
Exons: 1
Coding region: 1-882 (293 amino acids)
Cellular component (GO): SAS acetyltransferase complex
Molecular function (GO): histone acetyltransferase activity
Source: RefSeq, a predicted model, not a curated record